Messenger RNA from Manihot esculenta (cassava), 1769 nucleotides. RefSeq names its product BES1/BZR1 homolog protein 4. The transcript is spliced from 2 exons. Gene Ontology annotation, biological process: DNA-templated transcription; brassinosteroid mediated signaling pathway. Lineage: Eukaryota; Viridiplantae; Streptophyta; Magnoliopsida; Malpighiales; Euphorbiaceae. Gene Ontology annotation, molecular function: DNA-binding transcription factor activity. Bases 380 to 1363 code for a protein of 327 amino acids. The record is from RefSeq and is a predicted model, not a curated record.
CUCUGAUUUCCUGUCCCUGCCUUUUCCCGGGCUUAAUCAUGACCUCCUCCCGGUUUCAUUGGCGGUUUCCCGGUCUAACCCCCCUCCCCUAACCUAUCCACCUCUUCUCAAUUCCCAUAUUCAUGGAUCUGAUCUUUUGAGUCUCUUUCAACAACUUCAACCCAUUUCUUUUGCCUGAUCCAAUGACCAUAAAGCUGCAAAAUUUUUCAUUUUCCUAUAUUAUUUCUCUUGAAAACCAAAGCCCAUGUUAGCCCAAGUGAAGGCUUAGUUGAUUCUUUGCUCAAUUCUUCAAGAAUCAGCAGAUGAUAGAUAGAGAUUCUUUAUUUAUUUCUGGAAGUAGGAGGUGGUAGUGGUGGUGCAAUUCACUAGCUGAGGGACUAUGACUUCGGGGACUAGGUUACCAACAUGGAAGGAAAGAGAAAACAACAAGAGGAGAGAAAGGAGAAGGAGAGCAAUAGCAGCAAAGAUCUUUUCUGGACUUAGGAUGUAUGGCAACUACAAGCUUCCUAAGCAUUGUGACAACAACGAGGUCCUCAAAGCCCUCUGCAAUGAGGCUGGUUGGACCGUCGAGCCCGAUGGCACCACCUAUCGUAAGGGGUGCAAGCCUGUGGAGUGCAUGGAUAUUGUGGGUGGUUCUGUGACAGCAAGCCCAUGCUCCUCUUACCACCCAAGCCCUUGUGCUUCCUACAACCCUAGUCCUGCAUCGUCCUCGUUUCCAAGUCCAGCUUCAUCCUCCUAUGCUGCUAAUGCUAAUGCUGAUAGAAAUUCCCUCAUCCCAUGGCUCAAAAACCUCUCAUCUGCAUCCUCAUCAGCUUCAUCCUCCAAGCUUCCAAAUCUCUACAUCCGCAGUGGAUCCAUCAGCGCUCCUGUUACCCCUCCUUUAAGUUCUCCAACUGCCCGAACACCUCGAAUAAAAGCUAACUGGGAUGACCAAUCUGCCCACCCAGGCUGGCGUGGGCAGCACUAUUCCUUCCUGCCAUCUUCUACUCCACCGAGUCCUGGACGGCAGAUUGUUCCUGAUCCUGAAUGGUUUGCUGGAAUUCACAUCCCACAGGGGGGCCCAAAUUCUCCUACAUUCAGCCUUGUUUCCUCCAACCCAUUUGGCUUCAAGGAGGAUGCUUUAGCUGGUGGUGGAGCUCAUGGUGGAUCCCGCAUGUGGACUCCUGGGCAAAGUGGGACCUGUUCUCCUGCCAUUGCUGCUGGCUUUGAUCAUACUGCUGAUGUUCCAAUGUCUGAGGCAGUUUCUGAGUUUGCAUUUGGUAGCAAUGCAGGAGUGGUGAAGCCAUGGGAAGGAGAGAGAAUCCAUGAAGAGUGUGGAUCAGAUGAUUUGGAGCUUACGCUUGGGAGCUCAAGAACCAGGUGAUUUGGCAUGAACAUUUGAUAAAAUGGACAAUGGGUUGCAGAAUGAGAAAUUCCAAUGAUCUCCAUAGGCAAAUAUCAGUUCCAUGUUGUACUUUCAGAAGAAAAAAGUUUACGAAGGAGAGAUCAAGGUGAGCACACAACACCUGCUCUCUUUUUAUGUCCUUUUCUUAUCUGUUCUAAAAUAUAGGUGGUUUUCAAAGUGAAAGGGUAGUUUCACAACCCUUUCAUUAGCCUGUCUGUACUAUCUGGGGAGAGAAUUGAUGGACUUGUAUGGGUGGGCAAUGAAAUUAGUGCUUGAUAACAUGAAUCAAUUGGAGGUAAAUCAAUGGCUAUUGGCUAGGCCUACCUUCUGUCAAAUUGUAAUAGAGUGCAUUUUUUUACGUCUUUGUUUUGUUCUUUGGUGUUAA